GAAACCAUACGACGAUGACGAUGAAGAAGAUGAUGAUGGUGAUGAUGGCGAUGGCAGUCAUCUGCCACACUGCCAACGCCAUCUCCGCGACCGCCAACCACAUCUUGGUCAAGGAGGAGGCCAAAUGCCUGGAGCUGAAGAAGAGCAUCGAGUCGGCUUCGGACGUUCUCAGCAAGUUCCAAGAAGUCGCCAAGGAGCACAGUACCUGCCCUUCUGGCAAGAACGGAGGGUCGCUGGGUGAGUUUGGGCCGGGUCAGAUGGUCAAGGAGUUUAAUGAUGUUGUUUUCACCACCGGCAAGGUCGGCAAAGUUGAAGGCCCCGUGCAGACUCAGUUUGGUUAUCACUUGAUCUUGAUCACGAAACGAGGCAACGAAGCCAUGUAACUUGUCUUAUCUUCAUCUCCUUUUUCUUCUCGUAAGGCUUGCUGGAGGUCCUGAUAGUAAAAGACUCUAUUUU
Molecule: messenger RNA, 456 nt
Organism: Guillardia theta CCMP2712
Lineage: Eukaryota; Cryptophyceae; Pyrenomonadales; Geminigeraceae
Exons: 5
Coding region: 15-383 (122 amino acids)
Molecular function (GO): peptidyl-prolyl cis-trans isomerase activity
Source: RefSeq, a predicted model, not a curated record